AUGUUUAAGACAAUAUUAAGACACAAUAGAUAUUUUAAACCAUUAAGGUGUUUCCAUAACUCUGCCUUAUUGAGGAUUGACUUUGAUCCUUAUAAAGUUUUGGGAGUUCCCAAAACAGCCGAUCAAAAAGCCAUCAAAAAAGCCUAUUAUGAUUUGGUCAAGAAGAACCAUCCUGAUGUUAAUAAGGAAGAAGGUGCUGAAAAGAAGUUUCACAAAAUCCAAGAAAGUUAUGAAGUAUUGAGUGACAAGGAUAAAAGAGCAGAGUAUGACACAUUUGGUACUGCUGGAGGUCAAGGAUCAAAUCCUUAUGGUCAAAGUUAUGGAGGACAAAAUCCUUUUGGAGGACAGAAUCCGUUUGGGGGUAUGGGAUUUGAUUUCGAAGAUUUAUUCAAACAAGCAUUCAACCAAGGAUCCGGUGGAAGAGGUGGUAGAAGUGGUGCAGGUUUCGUCACUGAACAUGUUGGUGAUGACAUCGAGAUCUUGAAAAAUAUCAAUUUCAAAGAUAGUGUAUUUGGAAAGAAAAUCAAAAUCAAUUAUAAAGCUGUGGACUCAUGUAACACCUGUAAAGGAAGUGGAAUGAAAUCAGGAAAGAAAAAGUCAACAUGUCCUACUUGUCAUGGUUCAGGUCAUUCAACUCAUUCUUUGGGAGGUUUCCAUAUGCAAUCAACUUGUGGAACCUGUGGAGGUACUGGUGUAACCAUCAAUAAAGCUGAUGAAUGUAACACUUGUCAUGGACAUGGAGUUGAAGAAAUUCCAAAAUCUACAGAAAUUGAAUUACCUCCUGGUAUCAAGGACGGUACCAGGUUGAGAGUUCCUCAAAUGGGUGAUUCCCCAAUGAUUACCAAAGAUCCUUACAACGUUUUAGUAAAAGGAGAUUUGAUUAUCCGUGUCAAUGUGUCCAACGAUCCAACAUUCAAAAGACAAGGUAACAAAAUUACCUAUAAUCAUGAUAUUUUGAUGACUACUGCUGCUUUAGGAGGUGAAAUUAUUGUUCCUACUAUUGAUGGUGAACAAGUCAAAAUAAAAGUCAGACCAGGAACUCAAAAUGGUGUCAAGUUGCUGAUUCCUAAUAAGGGGGUCCCUAUUAAUAGAAACUUGAAUAACAGAGAUGAUAUGGAGGUAUUCUUGAAUGUCAAGACUGUUAAACCUGAAACUCCUAUUCAAAAAGCUUUAUUAGAAGCCUUAGCUGAUACAAUCAAUGACAAUACUGCGAAGAGAUCUGAGGAUCACCAAUUCGUCAAAGAUCCUAAUCUGACAGAGGAAUUACAUCCUUCCAAGUUGAAAAAAAUUGGAGAUGUUUUAUCGAAAUUCUUUAAUUUCGAAAAGAAAGAUUAG
This is a messenger RNA of Yamadazyma jaroonii, 1335 nucleotides long. The record is from the annotation of a GenBank genome assembly. NCBI's taxonomy places the organism in Eukaryota, Fungi, Ascomycota, Pichiomycetes, Serinales, Debaryomycetaceae.